Dalotia coriaria is the source of this 2305-nucleotide messenger RNA. RefSeq names its product transmembrane protein 18 (gene Tmem18). The transcript is spliced from 4 exons. Bases 940 to 1419 code for a protein of 159 amino acids. Lineage: Eukaryota; Metazoa; Arthropoda; Insecta; Coleoptera; Staphylinidae. The record is from RefSeq and is a predicted model, not a curated record.
AAUAUCAAAUACUGUGAGUCGACCAUAACAUCCAGCAGUUGCACACCAGUGAAUUUUCAAUGUGCGCAUGCUAUCCGCCUCUGCAUUUACACGUAAAUUAAACAAACUGCGUAUAGUUCAUAUAGACUAUUUACUUUCGGCGUCAGUGUAACUUGUGCAACGACGCCGCUGUCAGAGUUAUUGGAAGCUCUAAAAGGCGGACCAACAGCAAAAUCGUAGAAAACGUUUGCAUUUCCGUCGAUCGAUUAAAGGCCGAACGAUUAACAUCAAAUUUAGUUGACAAAUUGGAAAUAAAUGAAUGUAUGUGAAGGAAAAACAUCGAAUAAACCAUCGCAAAAUUCGCGAAUAAACACAAUAUAUUGAGGAAAACAAGUGACAAUCAAGGUUGUAUAAACUGGCCAUUGAAUCGUUCACGUCUGGCAGUUAUUAUUCCCAACAUCUUGUGAAACUCCAGCUAACAACAAAUUACAAAAUCUCAAGCAAGGUCACCGGGCCUGGAAGUGGUGGGUGAACUCACCGAUCGCACUCCUGCCUACGAGUGUCGUACUCAUGUUGUAGCAGUGUUGAAAACGCAAGUGAAUGCUGGUGAACAUUUUAAUAUCAAAACACGAAAGCUGUGCUGAGCUCGGAACACACAUUAAUAUUCCAUCCAGACUCAAUUAAAAAUACUUGUUUUUAUAAUAUUCCAUGCAAUUUUUACUAAGGAUCGUUAACAAAAGAGUGAUUAGUGUUGUUUUGGUGUUAUGCGUGUGUCUGAUGUUACAUUCAUAAUAAGUAAUGUGAUAAACAAUUUGAAUAAUUCAAGGUGUGUUUCUAAUCAUAAGUUCUACUUGAUAUGGUUUAAAUUGUUACUUAAAAGUUCAAUUGAGUGAAACAACAAGAGAGUGUUAGCAACAAUUUUCAUAUUGACUUUGAUUGUGGAUAUAAAUAUAAAUAAACAUGAUUGAGCACGACUUUGUGGAAAUUAAUCAGAUCAACGGUUUCCUUGCGUUCAUAUGGAGUAUCGAUUGGAAAGAUCCAUGGAUAAUCGCCUUAUUCACAUUUCACAUCACUGUCACAUUGAUGGCGCUAUUGACCCGAAAUUAUGGAAAUCUUCAAGCGCUUCUAUUCUUCUUCCUUCUUUUAUUGGUUUACUUCUCUGAAAGCAUCAAUGAAAUCGCCUCCACCAAUUGGAGUGUCUUUUCACGGCAGCAGUACUUCGACAGUAGUGGCCUAUUUAUCUCUGUGGUGUUUUCCAUUCCAAUAUUACUUAAUUGCAUGUUGAUGGUGGGCAAUUGGUUGUAUCAAUCUACACAGUUAAUGAAAAACUUGAAAAUUGCCCAAUUGCAAGAUCAACAACGGAAGCGUCAGAAACUCGAAAAACAUAACAGUCACAACGGAAGUCUGAAGGAAGCAGCACAAAAGAGCAAAUGCGAAUAACUGCGCGAAAUUUAUUGCAAGAUGACAUACAAGGAUCAAUGGGCUGUUUUUAGUUGUGCGUUUCUUCUAGAUGUACGAAUAACGAAAGCGAUUGAUAUUUGUGACACAUAUUUAUAUAAUGAUUGCUUUCAUGAAUUGCGUUGAGUUUGUUACUUGCUGCUAUUUAAACCAUUUUAGGACCUUGCUUGUUUUUAAAUUUAGGAUAUGUUAAAAAGACAAAUAUCGUAAUGUUUAGCAGGUGAUGAUACUUAUUUACGGUACGCAUAUGAUGAUGCUUAAAAAGUUUAGUUUAGGAUAAUGCGCGAUAGAUAAGAAAUAGGAGUUACCUAUGGCCGUAAAAACCGCACCGGCACGAACCGGUUUUUUCACCUAAAUGUUACUGAUACCAGAUAAUUUGUCUUUAUACACUUGGACUAAAAUUUGUGUCAUGUUUAAGUUACGCGACAACACUUCUGAAGAUGUUUUUUGAUUGGGACUAGUCAAUUACGAAUAAACCAUGAAAAAUACGCUUAAUAUUGGCCAGCACAAGAUGCAAAUGAAAUUUGAGCAGUUUUAAUCUGUAUUAUCUAUUGCAGUACUACGGCACUAUACUUGUUUGAUGUAAUUAUUACAAACUGCUGGAAAAUUGAUGCCAGAUAUGAAUCAUUGUUUAAAUUUUAUGUAAGUAGGCUUAAGGCGAUAAGAAGUACUAAUUAUCUAAGUAGUAAGAGGUACAUGUGUUUAAAUUUAUGAUGUUAAGAAGUUUGUAUACAAUUCUUUGGAUGUGUAUAAACGAAAUGUUGGAUAAUGAUAUUGAUGAAAUCGGAUCAUGAGACUGAAAAUAUUUGGGUAAAACUAUUAUAUGAUGGAUACAUAAUAACAAAAUAAAGAACCUGUACGAGAUUAA